Solanum dulcamara is the source of this 841-nucleotide messenger RNA. RefSeq lists its product as uncharacterized. The transcript has a single exon. The record is from RefSeq and is a predicted model, not a curated record. Bases 95 to 532 code for a protein of 145 amino acids. NCBI's taxonomy places the organism in Eukaryota, Viridiplantae, Streptophyta, Magnoliopsida, Solanales, Solanaceae.
UUUUCUCUACUUUCUAAAUAACACAAAUCAACUAAGCAAAUCCAUCAAAUCAAAUAAUAUAGCCAAAUACAAUAUAGCGUUAACAAACAUUAAAAUGGGUAUGUGCAAUUCAUGCGAAUCUACAUCUGUUGCAACAGCGAAAUUAAUACUCCAAGACGGAAGAUUACAAGAGUUCACUUAUCCGAUAAAAGCUUCAUAUCUUUUACAAAAAGAUCCUACUAUUUUCAUCUGUAACUCCGAUGAAAUGGAAUUCGGAGAUACGGUUUCCGCCCUAAAUGCCGAUGAAGAGCUCCAAUUGGGUCAAUUAUAUUUUGCUUUGCCUUUGAAACGGCUAAGAAAUAUACUUCGAGCUGACGAAAUGGCAGCAUUAGCGGUUAAGGCGAGUUCUGCAUUGAAGAGAACUAGUAGUAAUAAAGUGUUUGUAUCUUCCGAAGAGAAGAGUUGUGGUAGAAUAGUCAGGAAAGUGGUGGAUGGUGGCGGGAGUGGGAGGAGAGGGAAGAAGACUGUGAGGUUGAGUGUCAUACCAGAAUAGAGUGAAAAAAAAAAUCAUGUUUGAAUAACUUUCUGUUAUUCUAGGUAAAAUGCUACCACGGUUACAAAGGAUGAAAUUGUUGGGUGCGCAGAAUAGGUAUUGUGGACUUGGAUCAUUAAUCAUUCAGUUAUUGAUCCAAGUCGGUUAAAAAAGACAUGUUUUGAAACGAUGAAAAUUGACUCUAUUGAUCGAUUUCGAAAAACGUUGUCAAGACUGUCCUCUACUGACCCAUUCCGGCCCAAUCAUUGCUAUUGAAGUGAAGUCCUAAGAUUAAUCCGAUUCAUGCCAUUGGGAAUCAUAGAAACCAGA